GCGCCCCCGCCCGCCCCAGCCCGUCGCGAGAGCCUGAAGCAAAGGCGCGCAGGCCCGCGCAGGGCGGGGCCUCUCCCGGCCUGAUGGAGGGCGCUGCUGGUAGUGGGGGUCGAGCGCCCGGUUUCUUACUUCGGUUUCAGACUGAGGGCCGAGCCGAGGCACCGCGGGCGCGGGUGCAGGAGCAGGAUUUACAGCAGUGGGGGCUGACAGGGAUUCACCUACGCUCUUAUCAACUGGAGGGAGUCAACUGGCUUGCCCAGCGCUUCCAUUGUCAGAAUGGCUGCAUCCUGGGAGACGAGAUGGGCCUGGGGAAGACCUGCCAGACGAUUGCUCUCUUCAUUUACUUAGCAGGAAGAUUAAAUGAUGAAGGACCAUUUCUGAUUCUUUGUCCCCUGUCUGUUUUGAGCAACUGGAAAGAAGAAAUGGAGAGAUUUGCUCCAGGUCUUUCCUGUGUAACAUACGCAGGUGACAAGGAGGAAAGAGCCCACCUUCAGCAAGACCUGAAACAGGACUCAUGUUUUCAUGUGCUACUGACUACCUAUGAGAUUUGCUUGAAAGAUGCCUCAUUUCUAAAAUCAUACUCUUGGAGUGUUCUUGUUGUGGACGAAGCUCACAGGUUGAAAAACCAAAGCUCUCUGCUGCAUAAGACCUUGUCAGAGUUCUCAGUAGUCUUCAGUCUCCUGUUGACUGGAACUCCCAUCCAGAACAGCCUCCAGGAGCUGUACUCCCUCCUCAGUUUUGUGGAACCUGAUCUUUUUUCCAAGGAAGAGGUGGGAGAUUUUGUUCAGCGCUACCAGGAUAUUGAGAGAGAGAGUGAGUCAGCUAGUGAACUGCACAAACUCUUGCAGCCAUUUCUGCUGAGGCGAGUGAAAGCUGAGGUAGCUACAGAGCUUCCCAAGAAGACAGAAGUAGUGAUAUACCACGGCAUGUCAGCAUUGCAGAAGAAAUACUACAAGGCCAUUUUGAUGAAAGACCUAGGUAAUCAGAGGGCACCUGUCCAUUUAGAAACUCCUAACUGUUGGCUUCUGCCCUUACUGAGGGCACAUGACUGGGAGUGGGUUCUUUCUUUUCUAGGUGUAGAGCCAGAGCCUUUUGAAGUUGGAGACCACCUGAUUGAGGCUAGUGGGAAACUUCACCUGCUGGAUAAGCUGCUGGCAUUCCUGUAUUCCAGGGGCCAUCGGGUUUUACUUUUCUCCCAGAUGACCCAGAUGUUGGAUAUUCUCCAAGACUAUAUGGAUUACAGAGGCUACAGCUAUGAGCGUGUGGAUGGUUCUGUGAGAGGAGAAGAGAGACACUUGGCCAUUAAGAGCUUUGGACAGCAGCCCAUUUUUGUUUUUCUCCUGAGUACUAGGGCAGGUGGAGUUGGCAUGAACUUAACGGCAGCAGAUACUGUGAUUUUUGUUGACAGUGACUUCAAUCCUCAGAAUGACUUGCAAGCAACUGCCAGGGCUCAUCGAAUUGGCCAAAACAAGUCUGUUAAAGUUAUUCGGCUGAUUGGCCGAGACACUGUGGAAGAAAUCGUCUAUAGGAAAGCAGCCUCCAAACUGCAGCUCACCAACAUGAUCAUAGAAGGAGGCCAUUUUACUCUGGGAGCCCAGAAACCCUCAGCCGGUGCUGACCUCCAGUUGAGUGAGAUACUCAAAUUCGGUUUGGAUAAACUGCUGGCCUCUGAUGGGAGCACCGUGGAUGAAAUAGACCUGGAGUCCAUCCUGGGAGAAACAAAAGAUGGCCAGUGGACUUCUGAUGCCUUGCCUGCAGCCGAAGGAGGGAGCAGAGAGCAAGAGGAAGGAAAAAAUCAUAUGUACUUAUUUGAAGGGAAAGAUUAUUCUAAAGAGCCCAGCAAGGAAGACAGAAAAUCAUUUGAACAACUGGUAAACCUUCAGAAAACGCUUUUGGAGAAAACUACUCAAGAGGGCCGAUCACUCCGAAAUAAAGGCAAUGUUCUCAUCCCAGGCCUUGUGGAGGGAUCUACCAAAAGGAAGCGGGUUCUGAGCCCAGAAGAGCUGGAGGACAGACAGAAGAAAAGACAAGAAGCAGCUGCCAAGAGAAGGAGACUCGUAGAGGAGAAGAAGAGGCAAAAGGAAGAUGCUGAACAUAAGAAAAAGAUGGCCUGGUGGGAAUCCAACAAUUACCAGUCCUUCUGCCUGCCCUCUGAGGAGAGCGAGCCAGAGGACCUUGAGAAUGGGGAAGAUGAGAGUUCUGCUGACCUGGAUUACCAAGACCCAGACGCCACCUCCCUCAUGUACGUUAGUGGUGAUGUCACCCACCCUCAGGCUGGGGUCGAGGAUGCUGUCAUCGUGCACUGCGUAGAUGACUCUGGCCGCUGGGGCAGAGGUGGUUUGUUUACAGCUCUGGAAAAACGAUCCGCUGAGCCAAGAAAAAUAUAUGAGCUAGCUGGGAAAAUGAAAGACUUGAGUUUGGGAGGUGUCCUUUUAUUUCCCAUUGAUGAUAAAGAGUCAAGAAACAAAGGGCAAGAUUUGUUGGCCUUGAUUGUGGCUCAGCAUCGUGAUCGCUCCAAUGUCCUAUCUGGCAUUAAGAUGGCAGCCCUAGAAGAUGGCCUGAAGAAGAUAUUUUUAGCAGCAAAGAAGAAGAAAGCAAGUGUUCAUCUUCCACGGAUUGGACAUGCCACGAAAGGUUUUAACUGGUAUGGUACUGAGCGACUUAUUCGGAAACAUCUGGCUGCAAGAGGCAUCCCAACUUACAUAUAUUACUUUCCUAGAAGCAAGCCUGCUGUCCUUCAUUCACAGUCGCCAUCUUCCUCCUCAAGUCAGCUGGUGCCUUAACAUCUGGCCCAGCCUCAGAUCCUGUCUUUAGCAACCAACUAAUAGAUAUUUACCCAGAGCUACCGCAAUAGAGUAUUUCAAAUGGCAUCAGGAUCUGUUGGGCCUCGGAAAUUGUCUCUUUUCUGAGUUUAAAUUUGGUUCUCCUGGAUGUGUUGCUCUGACUUGGUACCUGUAAUACAGGGAAACACAACUCUUUUGGGAAAGCCCUUUGACCCCAGCUUGCUAUUUGCAUAAUAAUAAAUUUUCUAUUCCUAAUA
Molecule: messenger RNA, 3040 nt
Organism: Cebus imitator (Panamanian white-faced capuchin)
Lineage: Eukaryota; Metazoa; Chordata; Mammalia; Primates; Cebidae
Gene: CHD1L
Product: chromodomain helicase DNA binding protein 1 like
Exons: 22
Coding region: 84-2783 (899 amino acids)
Biological process (GO): chromatin remodeling; DNA repair
Cellular component (GO): nucleus
Molecular function (GO): ATP binding; ATP-dependent chromatin remodeler activity; DNA helicase activity
Source: RefSeq, a predicted model, not a curated record